UUUUGGUUUUCGAAAUUCUAUCGAGGGUUUCACUUGGUUCACAUAAGAACCCUAAAACCAACAACAGGGGAAAUACGAGCCACAAGAACUACGAAAAAUCUCUCAUGGCGGGAACGUCAGUGGUACCGGCGAACAGAGGACGGCGGAACACGAUGGUGGAUGACGAAAAGCUGGUCUUUGAGACCUCGCGCGGAGUGGAGCCGAUUAUGAGCUUUGACCAAAUGGGAAUCAAAGACGAUCUACUCCGUGGGAUUUACCAACACGGAUUCGAGAAGCCCUCGGCAAUUCAACAGAGAGCUGUUAGGCCUAUCAUUGAAGGUCGAGAUGUCAUUGCCCAGGCUCAAUCUGGUACCGGAAAAACCUCCAUGAUUGCGCUUACUGUUUGCCAGAUUGUCGACACAGCUUCAAGAGAAGUCCAAGCUUUGAUCUUGUCACCAACAAGAGAGCUUGCAGCACAGACAGAGAAACAGAUAUUGGCUAUAGGCGAUUUCAUCAGUAUACAAGCCCAUGCAUGCAUUGGAGGAAAAAGUGUUGGUGAGGACAUUAGAAAGUUAGAAAAUGGAGUCCAUGUUGUUUCUGGAACACCAGGGAGAGUCUGUGACAUGAUCAAGAGAAGAACAUUGCGAACAAGAGCCAUUAAACUACUAAUUCUCGAUGAAUCUGAUGAAAUGUUGAGCAGAGGGUUUAAGGAUCAAAUUUAUGAUGUCUACCGUUAUCUUCCACCAGAGCUUCAGGUGUGUUUGGUGUCUGCUACUCUUCCUAAUGAAAUAUUGGAGAUGACCAGUAAAUUCAUGACUGAUCCUGUUCGAAUCCUGGUCAAACGUGAUGAGUUGACUCUUGAGGGAAUAAAACAAUUCUUUGUUGCUGUUGAAAGAGAAAACUGGAAGUUUGAUACUCUGUGUGAUCUGUAUGAUACUCUCACAAUCACACAGGCUGUAAUUUUCUGUAACACAAAGCGAAAGGUGGAUUGGCUAACUGAGAAGAUGCGUGAGAAUAACUUUACUGUAUCAGCCAUGCAUGGAGAUAUGCCUCAGAAGGAGCGAGAUGCAAUUAUGGAAGAGUUUCGAUCUGGUGUUACUCGUGUCUUGAUUACAACAGAUGUGUGGGCCAGGGGGUUGGAUGUUCAACAGGUUUCUUUGGUGAUUAACUAUGACCUCCCAAAUAACCGAGAGCUUUAUAUUCAUCGUAUUGGUCGAUCCGGUCGAUUUGGACGAAAGGGUGUUGCUAUUAAUUUCGUGAAGACGGAUGAUAUCAAGAUUUUAAGAGAUAUAGAGCAGUACUACAGUACCCAAAUUGAUGAAAUGCCAAUGAAUGUGGCAGAUUUGAUAUAAUGGUUGUAAACUGAAAUGAGUUUGUAGUUUUUACUGGUGUUUUUUUUUUGAGUAAUGAGUGGAUCUUGCUGUAAAACUUUUGAAUUGUUUUGAUUGUAAUUGUGGACAGAUCUUGAAUUCUUUCUUGUAGGGUGGUGAAACUGGAAAGUUUGGUUUGUCAUGCUGAAUUUGUAUUGUGAAUAUAAGUAAGUGUAUCUGCUGUUGGUCUUUUAUUUCA
Molecule: messenger RNA, 1548 nt
Organism: Lactuca sativa (garden lettuce)
Lineage: Eukaryota; Viridiplantae; Streptophyta; Magnoliopsida; Asterales; Asteraceae
Gene: EIF4A-III
Product: eukaryotic initiation factor 4A-III
Molecular function (GO): nucleic acid binding; RNA helicase activity; ATP binding
Source: RefSeq, a predicted model, not a curated record